UACGUUUUGUUGUGGAUUGGUUAAGUUGUUGUCUUGUUAUAUUAUAGUAGGUCUUGGUUACUUUUUGAAAGUUAAUAAUUAUUAGGAACGAGUUUUGUUUUGACUACAGUAUUAAAUUAUUACUAUAGCAGGUGCCAGUAAUUAUUUGAUUUUGGUUUCCACACCUACAUUAUUAUGUUUGAAUCAGAUGAUUUUGACCAAGUGUUAUCUCAAUUUGAAUUUCCCGAAGACACAUUAGCAGUAAACAAGAACAAUGCUGGAAGUAAAUGUGGCUCAGACAACACAAAUCUAGCGAAACAUGAUUUGGAAACUUCACAAACGAAUGGUGCACGAGUUUUGAAGUUGAAUGAAGAUGUUCCUAGGAAUAUUGAAUUACUUGUGCGGAAUAAUGAAAAUAUUCCUAAUAACAGCAAAGAAAAUGUAGUCAAGAAUGCAAGCAGCGUAAUAUCACCAAAGCAUACAAAAAGAAAAAUGAUAAAUUCAUAUUUUGAUCAUAAAAGUAAACGAAAGUUCCCCGGUCCUGCAGGACUUCUCACAGGAGGAUUUGAAGAGAAUGAAAAUAUUUGUCAAAUUGAACUACUUUCACAGGAUGUUGAUUUUACACAAAACAAUUUGAGAGGUGACUUAUUCGAGUCUCCUUUGUGGGUGAGGUUAUUAGACGAUUUGAAAACUUGGAAUUUACAAGACGUAGAUUCAAUCAAAAUGGUAAAACAGCAAGCUAUGGCUGGAAACUUGAGAAGAAGGAAAGCCCAUACAAUUACUGCCUUUGUUGAGACAGUGGACAGAUCUGUCACAGACCCCCUAAUUAUUAUGAGGGAUACCACAGGAAAUAUAAAAGGCACACUUCAUAGAGAUGCAUGGUCAUCAUUUUCAAAGUACAUAGCUUCUGAAUAUUGUGCCUUUAUCUUAUGGAAGCCUACAAUACUUACAACAGGCAGUGCUUUCAAGAAGCAUUACCUGAAUAUAACAUUAAGUAACAUAUUAGCUGUAUAUAGCUCUACUGUUCUGGCCGAUGAUGCAGAAGCUAAGCCUUUACCUGAUGGAUAUAAAAUUGUUUACGAAGAAGACUACACUGUGAUAAAAACUGAAAAGAAUUUGAAUAACAUAGGUUCAGAUGAAACAGUAACAAAUGGUUUUGAUACUAAUGCCACCGAUUUACUAGAUGAACUGGAUACUAUAUUUUCUGAUGAUGUAUUUUAGUGAUUAGCUUUAUUGUCUACCUCAAAACUAAAACUUGUUCUUUAUUGACCGAAAUUAAUGACCUAUCCAAAGAUCGAUUUUUGACAGAAACUAUAAAACUAAUGUCAAAAAUCACAGAUUCUGGUUUGAGAUAGGUUUUUAAUUUCAGCUGCAGAUUAUAGUAGGUAUUAUUCAAUGUCUUGAUUGUUUGAAUUUUUUAUUAAUGAUUUAUCCAAUAAUAAUUAUUGAUGGUGCUAUUUUGUGUAGCCUCAAUUGAUACAUGUUAUAAUGUGUUUGUGAUUAUUCUGUGGUAAAAUAAGAAUAAUAAAACAUUACAAUUA
Messenger RNA from Spodoptera frugiperda (fall armyworm), 1520 nucleotides. RefSeq lists its product as uncharacterized. Bases 175 to 1200 code for a protein of 341 amino acids. The record is from RefSeq and is a predicted model, not a curated record. Gene Ontology annotation, biological process: recombinational repair. The transcript is spliced from 5 exons. Lineage: Eukaryota; Metazoa; Arthropoda; Insecta; Lepidoptera; Noctuidae.